UCGCUUUUAGUCCUCCCCCGCCCACUUCCCACCCAGGGAGAGCUCGCAGCAGCUCGCCCAGCGUUGGGACCUACCACUGCCGGGGGCGCCCGUGGUUGCCACCGCCUCCUCUCCGCCGGGACCUGCUGCUGCUGCCGCUGCUGCUCCCGCUUUCCGUUCCCCGCCUCCUCUCCUCUCCCGGGUUCUUCUCUGCCGCCGCUUCGCGCUUCUUCUGUGGCCGCUGCGGCUUCUCCUUCUCCUCCAGCGCGGGUCACGCUUCCUCCUCACUGUCGGGCAAGCGAAGCCAGCCCAGGGGCUUCUCCUCCUCAGCCUGCCUGUCCUGCUCCAUUGACCCCUCUUGGCUUGCCUGCCCCCCUGAGGCGGCUUCCCUCGGCGGGGGCUCCGGCUUUCGCUCUUCAUCCAGCGCCUCCUGCGAGCCGCGGCCAGAGGCGCCUCCGCUUCAGCCACCGCAGAAGGAGUGCUGCUGCUGCUGCUGCUGCUUGCCGCGGCUAAGGUUUGAGCCCGCUUCCACUCUCUCUCUCUCUCUCUCUCUCUCUCCUUUUCCCCCCCUUCUCCCUCCCACAAACGGAGAGGAAGAGGCGGCUUUACCAACUCCACGUCGGUGCGCUCCGACGUUCGCCUUUUGGCAGAGGGAGAACCCGGCCGCGAAGCGCUAAAAAGCCACCAGGAGAGCAAGAGGGUGUGAUUCGGCCGUUAACUUCUUCGCCUGGGAGUGGAUGGAGAAAGGAAGGGGAAUGCGAUUGAGCCAUAUUUGCUGCUUCUUUUAUCAGCUGUGUUUCCUGUCAAAUGGGAUCACUUCAGGUCUGCAACCUUUGGGAGAUUCUGAGGAAUGGGAGAUUGUCUAUCCAGCAUUAUGGAGCAGGGGCCACCAGGAACCCCUUGGAGGCAGCGGUGCGGGAGGCAGCUGCAGCACUGAUGGAAACUGUGGGAACAACAGCAGUAAUAUUAGUGCUACCUCUAUGUCUACUCAGGGGGUGGGUAGUUCUCGUGAGGUCCGCUCGGUUUCUUCCUCAUCUGAUAGGCAGUUACAUCCAGUUGGAGAGGCCUUGGAGGUUGAAGUCUCAGAGGAUGAAUAUGAAUCUCAGGAGUUCUAUCACUGGUCUCCUCUUCCUCAGGGAUCUAAUGCUACUUCUCAGCCACCUCCUCCCCCACCUCUAUCUCCUUCCCCAGAGGACGGAGAUGAGGUGUUGCUUAGAAUACCAGCUUUUGCUCAGGAGCUCUAUCUGCUGCUGAAGAGGGACAUUCGCUUCCUGGCACCAGGCUUUGCAGUGGAAGAACGACUAAUGAAUGAGAGGAGUCUUCCAUACUCUGUCCAGAGCCAAACAGAGAGAUAUUGUUACUACAGUGGAUCUGUGCUACAUUAUCCUGGAUCCUUUGCUUCCUUCAGCACUUGUGGUGGUUUGAUGGGUUUUUUGCAGAUGAAUGAUGACUUCAUAUUUAUUGAACCACUCAAUCACACAUUGGCUGUGACAGGUCAUGCACAUCGGAUAUACAGACGUAAAAGAUCCAUACGUGAGACAGCCACUGAAAAACCUACUUCUCAUAGUCAGUACUGUGGUGUUCUUACUGAAAAAAGAAGAACCAAGGGUCUAAGAGGAACAGAAAGUGGUAGAAGAAAGAGAUAUUCCUAUAAAUUACCUCAAGAAUAUAAUGUAGAGACUGUAGUUGUUGCGGAUCCAGCUAUGGUUUCAUAUCAUGGGGCAGAUGCAGCCAGGAGAUUUAUUCUAACAAUUCUAAAUAUGGUAUUCAAUCUUUUUCAACACAAGAGCCUUGGAGUUCAAGUGAACCUUCGAGUGACUAAGCUAGUUCUGCUACAUGAGACUCCAGCAGAUAUGUAUAUUGGGCAUCAUGGUGAAAAAAUGCUGGAGAGUUUUUGCAAAUGGCAACAUGAAGAAUUUGGUAAGAAAAACGACAUUCAUUUAGAGAUGUCAACAAGCUGGGGUGAAGAGGUGUCACCAAUAGAUGCAGCCAUAUUAAUCACUAGGAAGGAUUUCUGUGUACAUAAAGAUGAACCAUGUGAUACUGUUGGUAUAGCAUAUUUGAAUGGGAUGUGUAGUGAAAAACGAAAAUGUAUCAUUGCAGAAGACAAUGGCCUGAAUCUUGCAUUUACUAUUGCCCAUGAGAUGGGUCAUAACAUGGGAAUAAAUCAUGACAAUGACCACCCAUCCUGUGCAGAUGGUCUCCAUAUCAUGUCUGGAGAAUGGAUCAAAGGGCAGAAUCUUGGAGAUGUUUCAUGGUCUCGGUGCAGCAGAGAAGAUUUGGAAAGAUUUCUCAGGUCAAAGGCCAGUAGCUGCUUGCUACAGACAAAUCCCCAAAGCCUCAAUUCUGUGAUUAUUCCUUCAAAACUGCCAGGGAUGACAUAUACUGCAGACGAACAGUGUCAGAUUCUCUUUGGACCAACAGCUUCUUUCUGCCAAGAAAUGCAGCACGUUAUUUGCACUGGAUUAUGGUGUAAGGUGGAAGGGGAGAAGGAGUGUAAAACUAAACUGGAUCCCCCAAUGGAUGGCACGGAUUGUGACACCGGAAAGUGGUGUAAGGCUGGAGAAUGUACCAGUAAAACAUCUUUCAUUGGACACAUGGAGUCAGAAUGGAGUACAUGGAGCACCUGUAGCAGAACCUGCAACACUGGAAUCAGCAGUCGACAGCGUAGAUGCUCUGGUCCAGUUCAUGAAGGGGGAGAAUGCCAUGGUUCCAGAAUACAAUAUAAAAUAUGUGAGAAUCCUUCUUGUCCUCCUGGAGUACCUGCAUUCAGGGACUGGCAGUGUCAGGUCUUUGCUGUUAGGCCAUCUUAUCAGAAGCAUGUACACCAGUGGCAGGCUGUGAUAGAUGAAGAAAAACCUUGUGCAUUAUUUUGCUCUCCAAAUGGAAAAGACCAGCCUGUACUAGUAACAGAGAAAGUGAUGGAUGGAACUUCCUGUGGCCAUCAGCAGCUAGAUAUAUGUGCAAAUGGCAGAUGUCAGAAGUUUGGAUGUGAUGGCAUAUUGGGAUCUUUGGCAUGGGAAGACCACUGUGGUGUCUGCAAUGGAGACGGAAAAUCCUGUCGAGUUGUUAAAGGAGAUUUUAAUCAUACUCGAGGAGCAGGUUAUGUGGAAGCUUUGGUGAUACCUGCAGGAGCAAGAAGAAUCAAAGUUGUGGAAGAGAAGCCAGCUCAUAGCUACUUGGCUCUUCGAGAUGCCAGCAAACAAUCUAUUAAUAGUGACUGGAAGAUAGAACAUUCUGGAACAUUCAACAUUGCGGGUACCACUGUCCAUUAUGUUAGGAGAGGUCUAUGGGAGAAAAUAUCUGCCAAAGGUCCAACCACAUCACCUUUACAUUUAUUGGUCCUGCUUUUCCAAGAUCAGAAUUAUGGACUACACUAUGAAUAUACUAUUCCUUUGGAUCCUGUCCCUGAGAAUCAGAGCUCCAAAAUAUCUGAUCCACUUUUUAUGUGGACACACUCAGGUUGGGAAGAUUGUGAUGCUGUGUGUGGAGGAGGAGAAAGAAAGACAACAGUCUCCUGCACGAAAAUUAUGAAUAAGAAUAUCAGUUUUGUGGACAACAAGAAAUGCAAAUAUUUAACAAAACCUGAGCCACAAGUCCGGAAAUGCAAUGAGCAGCCCUGCCAAACAAGGUGGAUGAUGACAGAAUGGACUCCCUGCUCAAGGACGUGCGGGAAAGGGACCCAGAAUAGGCAGGUGGCCUGUACUCAGCAACUCAGAAAUGGAACCUUGAUCAGAGCCCGUGAAAGAGACUGUGCUGGUCCCAAACCUACUUCAGCACAGCGCUGUGAAGGCCAGGACUGCAUGACAGUAUGGGAGGCAGGAGUGUGGUCUGAGUGUUCAGUAAAAUGUGGAAAAGGCAUACGACAUCGGACUGUAAGAUGCACCAAUCCUCGGAAGAAGUGUGUUUUGUCUACACGACCCAGAGAAGCAGAAGACUGCGAAGAUUAUUCCAAGUGCUAUGUCUGGAGAAUGGGAGAUUGGUCUAAGUGUUCUGUAACCUGUGGCAAAGGAAUGCAGUCACGAGUAAUCCAGUGCAUGCAUAAGAUCACAGGGCGGCAUGGCAAUGAGUGUUUCUCCUCUGAAAAGCCUGCAGCUUACAGGCCCUGCCAUUUGCAGCCUUGCAAUGAAAGAAUUAAUGUGAACACAAUUACAUCUCCUAGGUUAGCUGCCUUGACAUUCAAGUGUCUGGGAGACCAAUGGCCUGUAUAUUGCCGAGUGAUACGAGAGAAGAAUCUCUGCCAAGACAUGAGAUGGUAUCAGCGUUGCUGUGAAACCUGCAGGGACUUUUAUGCGCAAAAAAUGCAGCAGAAGAGUUGACCCACAGCAGGCAAGCUGGCUACCUCUCAGAUUUUCACAAUCACAUUAUUUAUAACACACACACACAAGCACGCUUCUUCAGACCAAAUAUUAUCAGAUUACAUAUAAUUUAAUCAAAUUAAUUUAUUGUUGCCUGCCAAUACAUUUUUUUAAAAUUUUGGUUAAAUAGCUUUUUGGUUUUGGUUUAUGCUCAGUUUUCAUGAUUAAUUUUUAUACAAAUUAUUUUGGAUACAUUUAUCAGAUUUUUUUUAAAAAAUGUUAUUUUAAAUGUUUAUAUUCAAUAGGAGAAUCUCUCUCCCACUCCUGCCCACCCUCAAAAGAGAAACAACUAACAUAGUACUGUACAUGGUAAGAUGGGCUAAAGUUGAUAAUUGGAAGUUAAUGAGACUUCAGCACUCUUAACUAUCCACUGCAUUGUGCCAGAUAGGAAGUCCUCAUAUUACCUUGAAUUCACUUUUGUUUAAGUAAAUGGUUUUGCUGUAUACAGGAAUGAUGUCCACUUUAUUUUGUUUAAAUUUUGGUGCUCAGAGUCAGAUUGACUUUGGAUAUUUUUCCAACAAGUUUUGGAAUGAGUUAAGCUAACAAAAUGCAAUAAGUUAUAUAACAGAAUGUAUUGGGAAACAAACCCUUAUUUUACUGAAGGCCAAUCAGAAGUGUCCCCAGAGAGGUGUUUACAUGAUGUACGUAUGUAAAAGUUUGAUCCAGAACUCCCCUGGGCAUAGCCACAGCUUUCCGAUAAUUUCAGUAAUUAUAACAGAAUAGUUUUUAAUUGACAGAAGAAAAGGAAUUAAUUCACUCCUACAGAAAGUGGGUAUGACUGCCAAUAUGGACAUCUUUUAAAAGGGGAUAGACAAAUUUAUUGAAUACAGGACUGUCAGUAGCUACCUGUCCUGAUAGAGAUAUACAGUAUUCCCUCCAAUGUCAGUGAAUGUAUGCCACAGGGGGACAAGUGAGACAGUGCUGUAAUACCCCUGUCCUUCUUGCAGCCUUCCAGUAGACAGUGGGUGGUCACUAUGUGGACCCGACUAGAUAGGCCUUUUGUUUGAUCCUGGAGGGCUUUUCUGAAUUCUAGGAAGCUGUGUGCAAUCCCCAUGGUUAAUCUGCAUCAUCCUAUACUUUUGCCAUAUAAAUGCGCUUCAGGGACUGUUGAGACACCUCAUGUUCGUAGGGUUUCUCCAUGUCCUUAUAAACAUACUGUAGGAAAUUAUCUACUGUAACUUAGAAAAUUUUAUGAACAAAAAGAAAAAAUGGCAAAAUAAGGGUUUUAAUCAUGUGCAUGAACAUAUACUUGAACACAAGUAUUGAAUCAAUUAAACACUGUAAAGAUUUACACUGAAUCUCUGUUGCACUGUUUGAUGUAGUGUAGAGAAACACCAUUUUAGAAUUUUCAACAUCCUAUGAAAGAACUCUGUACUGUUUUAAUAUGUCAUUUGCUUUUAAGUGUUUGAACAGGAGAUCCAGGCCUUACUCUCUGCGCUCAAGUGCAUACUCUUGGAAUUUGCCAGUGAUGAGAACCUAAUGCCUACCAUGAAUUAGGCUAAAUGUUCAGGUUUUAAAAAUGUUUUCAGAAAAAAAUAGUGAUAAAUCUCUUCUUUGUUUUUCAAAUUUUUUAUUAAAAUGCAGUUUUACAGUUUUGUGAAACGUGAGCAAGACAACAUUUUCCUUAUGAGAAAAUAUUGUACAUGUGUCACUUGAU
Molecule: messenger RNA, 5994 nt
Organism: Pogona vitticeps (central bearded dragon)
Lineage: Eukaryota; Metazoa; Chordata; Lepidosauria; Squamata; Agamidae
Gene: ADAMTS19
Product: ADAM metallopeptidase with thrombospondin type 1 motif 19
Biological process (GO): extracellular matrix organization; proteolysis
Cellular component (GO): extracellular matrix
Molecular function (GO): metalloendopeptidase activity
Source: RefSeq, a predicted model, not a curated record